Colletotrichum godetiae is the source of this 1022-nucleotide messenger RNA. RefSeq lists its product as uncharacterized. Lineage: Eukaryota; Fungi; Ascomycota; Sordariomycetes; Glomerellales; Glomerellaceae. The transcript has a single exon. The record is from RefSeq and is a predicted model, not a curated record. Bases 237 to 872 code for a protein of 211 amino acids.
CCUGAGUCUACGACCUCUAACCCCACGCUCAAAAGGCGCUGAGAAACUACACACCUUUCGCGGCAUGAGUCUUUCAAUACUAAGUAAGCAACAAUAAACUCUGAGUAUAGUACCUCUCCCUUCUCAAAACGAUCAAUGUACCAUCACACUUUGUGUGGGGUAUCAGAGCUUUAACAACUUAGGUGCUUGCACCAGUGGCUGAGAGCUGUUGGAGGGGUUCCGUCUGCCCAGUACAGAUGUCAGCCGAAAUUACGCCCGCCAUUCUGCUUUCUUUUUCAUGUUCUUCAACCGCUGCAGGUAUGCGAGAUUAUCGAGAGCGACGUGCCGCAAGACGAGUCAGAUGUGCAGUGUUAUUACCCAUUCAAUCACUCCUACAUACCGAUAGGCAUCACCUCGAACGGAGCGGCAGUGUCCUUCGUGCCUUAUCUGAGUCUUCAGUAUACCCACACGGGUCCCCAUUUCUGGGUGCAACACGCACAUCAAUGCUGCAGGCAGUCAAGUCGGGGAACCGGUCAAGAUGUUUCUUGAUACCCAGGAACCUGAAUGAAUCAUGCUCAACUCCAACGUGUUAUCCUCUUGUCCCGCAAUCGCUCUUAGCUAGGAGCUAUCUCGUUGAGUCUCAUUCGGCAAAAGUAUGCUUUAAGGCCAAAAGCACAGGGUUUUUCUCUCAGCGGACGGAGCAGAGCUACAUAACGCGACUUCCACGGCAAGAUGAAUUUGCGGCGAAGGGACCAAUCCUUCCGACAAGCCGUUCAUUCUGGAAGUCCCUUAUGGCAUUUUGCUCCCCAUCCUCUAUCCCCUACACGUAUUUUUGGCCAAAGUUUCAACUCCUCGUAUUGUUAAAGUUUAUAUACUAUUGUGCUCAGCCUUGAAGUGUCCUGAGUCUGCUCGCAUGGUCAUGGUCGCUCUUGACUUCUCAAGCUAUGGAAUUCUGCGCGACGUGGCCAUCAGGGUACGAUCUCGUAGCGCACUUUCAUCAUCUCAAGGCUCUGGAAUGUCUUUCACUGUCGAUUUCUCAAUCC